CCCCGCCCCCGGCCCCGCCCCGCGCCCGUCCCGGCUCCCGUCCUGCCGCGGCCAUGGCGGAGCCCGGCGGCGGCCGCCCCGUCACCGUCAGCGAUGUCCAGCAGCUGGUGCGGCGCAAAGACGAGAUUGAGGCGCAGAUCAAGGCGUGCUACGAGCUGCUGGAGGGGCAAAAGGGCGUCGGGAUGCACGAGCCGCUGGUGGACGCCGAGGGCUUCCCCCGCUCGGACAUCGACCUGUACCAAGUGCGCACCGCCCGGCACAACAUCAUCUGUUUGCAGAAUGACCACAAGGCUGUGAUGAAGGAGGUGGAGGAAGCUCUGCACAAGCUGCAUGCCCGGGAGAAGGAGAAACACGCCAAGGAUGAGGCGGAGGCCUUGGCUGAGGCCAUGAGCCAGAACCAGAGCCUGCCCCAGGCCUUUGCCAAAGUGAACACCGUGAGCCCCGGCUCUCCCGCCAGUGUCUCGGGACUUCAAGUUGAUGAUGAGAUUGUGGAGUUUGGAUCUGUCAAUGCAAACAACUUCCAGAACCUGCAGAACAUUGCCACGGUGGUGCAGCACAGUGAGGGGAGACCCCUGAGCGUGACUGUGAUCCGUGGGGGCAGAAGGGUGCACGUGGGGCUGACUCCAAAGCGCUGGGCUGGGAAGGGCCUCCUGGGCUGUAAUAUCAUUCCUUUACAAAGAUGACCAUGGCUGGGAGAACAAUAAAGCUGAAGCUUGUGCCUGCUUUCUGGACUCUGAUCUGGUUUGAAAACGUGGUGUUGCUGUGACCUCUGUUGCCUCAAGGGUUCUGGCAGAGUUCUGCAGUUCAGAAUUGCACUGGUUGUCUGGAGGAACCUGCAGAGCUGCAAGAUGUGACUUCUCAUCUCUUCCACCUUGUAUCAAUUUAGAAUAAGGCUCUAGAGAGACCCGAAUCUCACUUGAUACAUGCUCCAAAGAGCUUGAAAUGCUCUUUUUUGGUGAUAACAGAGCAUUCCUUUUUUCUCCCCUUUAAAACUCCUCACUGAAUAUCAUGUAAUAUAUGCUAAAAAGUCCUAGAGCACUUUUUGAUGCGUGUCAUGGUAGAUGACAGGCAAGAGAUAUGCAAGUUUGAUACUUCAUCUUCCCCAUGCUGCCACAGCUUUUAAAGUCAGUGAACAUACUGAAAGGAUUUUUGGAAUGCCCAGUUACUUUAACACGAUGAGGUAAAGAAUAGGGUUAUAAUUCUACUUUUGAGACUUCUAGUACUUUAUGUAGUCAUGAUAAAAGCACUCCUAGUUUCUCUCUCUAUUUUCUUUUAAUUUUUUAAAAAUUUGUUUAUUUGCAGGUGUUAAUUUUGGGGUGUUUUCCUGCUUCCCGCCAGGACAGGGAGCAGUGAGGGGAGUGGGUGGGUGACACAUGGUCUGGGGUGUUUUCAGUGGGAACAGUAAAUUGGGGAAUACCAUUCCUAAACCACCACAGAUGCAUAAACUGUUGGAAGGGAUUCUGGAAAUGACUGGUUUGUUUAAAGCUUAUUUCCAGUUGAACUUCAAAAUUGUCUCCCAAAACAAUAAAACUGAGUAUUGCCUCUC
Molecule: messenger RNA, 1546 nt
Organism: Serinus canaria (Common canary)
Lineage: Eukaryota; Metazoa; Chordata; Aves; Passeriformes; Fringillidae
Gene: PSMD9
Product: proteasome 26S subunit, non-ATPase 9
Exons: 6
Coding region: 54-683 (209 amino acids)
Biological process (GO): proteasome regulatory particle assembly
Cellular component (GO): nucleus; cytoplasm
Molecular function (GO): protein binding
Source: RefSeq, a predicted model, not a curated record